This is a messenger RNA of Magnusiomyces paraingens, 654 nucleotides long. RefSeq lists its product as uncharacterized. The transcript has 2 exons. Gene Ontology annotation, cellular component: cytoplasm; nucleus. The record is from RefSeq and is a predicted model, not a curated record. NCBI's taxonomy places the organism in Eukaryota, Fungi, Ascomycota, Dipodascomycetes, Dipodascales, Dipodascaceae. The coding region runs from base 1 to 654 and encodes 217 amino acids. Gene Ontology annotation, biological process: ribosomal subunit export from nucleus; protein import into nucleus. Gene Ontology annotation, molecular function: GTP binding; GTPase activity.
AUGAGUGAAGCUGCUUCUUCCGGACCUUCCUUUAAGCUCGUUCUCGUCGGUGACGGUGGCACUGGUAAGACUACCUUUGUCAAGCGCCACUUGACUGGUGAAUUUGAAAAGAAGUACAUUGCCACCCAGGGUGUCGAGGUUCACCCUCUUGACUUCCAUACCAACUAUGGCAAGAUCACCUUUGAUGUGUGGGACACUGCUGGCCAAGAGAAGUUUGGCGGUCUUCGUGACGGUUACUACAUCAACGGUCAGUGCGGUAUCAUUAUGUUUGAUGUCACUUCACGCAUUACUUACAAGAGUGUGCCCAACUGGCACCGUGAUCUUGUUCGCGUUUGCGAGAACAUCCCCGUUGUUUUGUGCGGCAACAAGGUUGACGUUAAGGAGCGCAAGGUCAAGGCCAAGGCUAUUACAUUCCACAGAAAGAAGAAUCUCCAGUACUAUGACAUUUCUGCUAAGUCUAACUACAACUUUGAGAAGCCUUUCCUUUGGCUCGCUAGAAAGCUUGCCGGCAAUGCCUCACUUGAGUUUGUGGCCUCUCCUGCCCUUGCUCCUCCUGAGGUUACUGUCGACAAUGAGCUUAUGGCCAAGUACCAGCAGGAGAUGGAGCAGGCUACUGCUUUGCCUCUUCCCGAUGAGGACGAUGCCGACUUGUAA